Chenopodium quinoa (quinoa) is the source of this 681-nucleotide messenger RNA. Its product is annotated as F-box/kelch-repeat protein At3g06240-like. The transcript has 2 exons. Bases 1 to 681 code for a protein of 226 amino acids. The record is from RefSeq and is a predicted model, not a curated record. NCBI's taxonomy places the organism in Eukaryota, Viridiplantae, Streptophyta, Magnoliopsida, Caryophyllales, Amaranthaceae.
AUGGCCAACAUUCCCAUAGAUAUAUUAGAAUCAGAAAUACUCAUUAGAUUACCAAUUGAAUCACUAUGUCGAUUUAAGUCUCCUCGCGCAUUGGACUUGGCAUCUUCUGACUCUUCUACCGUCAAACUCCCUUGUUAUGUCGAAAUAUCUAAUGGUAUAAUCGUCGGCGAUAACUACACUUGGAUAGGAUGCUGUAACGGCUUACAUUGUGUUGCAAAGAGCGAGACUGCAAGUUAUGUAGUGUUCAAUCCAAUUACUGGAAGUUACAAUGAAAUAUCCUUACCUAAAAUAAUUGGCCGAGGCUGGCAAACAACAAUAAUCUCUGGAUUUGGGUACGACGAUGUAAAUGAUGAUUACAAGCUUGUCAUGUUCAAACCAGUUUACGAUACAGAUUCCUAUUACUGGCAAAUAUACGUUUACAGCUUGAAUGCCAAUUCUUGGAGAUACACCGGCGUUAAACCGGCUGUUGUUAUUGACAACCAUCUAUUACACCUGACUUUCUCUUAUGAAAACAUGACCGGGAUUGGUUGUUUUGAUAUUCGCACUGAACAAUGGAGCGUACUAAAGGUACCUGACUCCAUCAAACCUGAUGUCUAUCGAUACAUACCCAAGUUUGGAAUUUUCGAUGGUUGCUUGUAUUUACUCACCACUCUUGAUAUAAGAGUGAACUAUGGGUCAUGA